AUGUUGGACACGUUUCCAGCUGAAGAUGUUCGAAAAUGGAUGGCUAACCAUACUACACAUGUCUGGCUCAUUGCUGCCUGCUAUCUUGGCUUCGUACUCACAGCACCCGGUAAAAUCGUCAAGAAGCACGGAUUAUUACCUCAAUGGUACUAUUAUAAUGGAUUGCUUCAAUUGUGUCUCCUAGUGGCAUUUCUCCCAACACUUUUGUUCUCCUUACUUAUAGGCGGUUGGAGAGAUUCCGUCUGUAGAAAUCACUCCCUUUACACUGGAGUUGUUAGUGGCACGGUGAUGUUUCUAUUCGUGUUCACAAAACUGCUCGACUUGGCCGAAACAGUGCUAAUUGUUCUCGAAGGACGUCACCCGCUGCUGAUUCAUAUUUUUCAUCAUGUCGUCACCUUACUUUUCACAUGGAAUAGCUAUUCUCACCACAGCUCCCUUGGCAGGUGGUUCGUAGCCGUCAAUCUGUUCUCGCACGUGAUAUUGUAUUCAUAUUUGAGCCCGAAAAAAUUUGGAAUAGCUCCAUGCUGGCUAUUUGUCGCUUUCACGCAAGUGUAUCAGUUGGUGUUCUGUCUUAUAUUAUGCUUCACUGCGCAAAGCGAAAUCGAUGAAGGUCGUAAAUGCGACGUCGAUCCAGGUCGACUAUCCUUGGACAAAUUCGUGUCGGCAGUGUUCUUCUUCAUCUUUGCCGACUUUUAUCACGUGAAGUACCGCAAGUUCCGCGAAACGCACGACUGCGCCCUGGCUCAGUACUUGCGCAGCUCGUCAACACGCUCGAUUCGUCGCACGACACCGCGCAGAAGCCCACAAAAAGUCUCAAUCCGACAAUGGUCACCGACUGGAAUCACACCGACAGAUCCAUAUGUUACGAAUUAG
Messenger RNA from Ostertagia ostertagi, 873 nucleotides. Lineage: Eukaryota; Metazoa; Nematoda; Chromadorea; Rhabditida; Trichostrongylidae. The record is from the annotation of a GenBank genome assembly.